AAAAGCAGAACAGCCUUGUGUUUUCCUGUUACAAGUGUGAGCACAACUUUAACCGCUGCGCCGACCGCUGAACAUCUCUCGCACAUAAUGGAUUUUGAUCUGGGCCUGGAUAACCUAUCUUCAUAUGACGAUAAUUACACUUUGCCCGUAUUUCCUACUGACAUUGUGCCACCAAAGAUUCAACCAAUCCAGAUAGUGGCUCUGAUCCUCUAUGGCCUUGUGGUCCUGCUGGGUGUCCCUGGGAACGCUGUGGUGGUGUGGGUGACGGGGUACUGCAUGCCCCGCUCUGUCACGUCACUGUGGUUCCUCAACCUCGCCCUGGCUGACCUUCUGUGCUGCCUCUCCCUCCCUCUGCUCAUGGUCCCGUUAGCACACGACGAUCACUGGCACUUUGGUGCACUGGCCUGCACGCUGGUGAAGGGCCUGUUUUACCUGGUGAUGUACUGCAGCAUCCUGCAGCUGGUUUUGAUCAGCGUGGAUCGCUGGUUGAUGGUCAGCAAGCCCGUUUGGUGCCAGAACAACAGACGACCAAGGCAGGCCAUCUGUGGCUGUGUUACCGUCUGGUGCCUGUCCCUGAUUGUCAGCAUCCCCCAGUUUGUCUACACCAGGCAGAUCAAAGCAGGUGAAGAGAAGCGAGAGUGUCUGACAGUGAACAAUGCAACCAGUGCCUGGGUCGUCACAUCCGUUCAGUUCCUUUUGGGAUUCGUCCUCCCAUUCAUGGUGAUUGUUAUCUGUCACUUGGUGGUGUACAAGAGAACACAGAGGGGCCUGACACGAGGUCGGACCCGCUCCAAGCGGACACGGAGGAUCAUCAUUGCUGUGGUGCUGAGCUUCUUCUUGUGCUGGCUCCCUCUGCACAUUGUGGACUUCCUUACGUUGGUGACCCCUCGGGUUUCUCCUCACAGGCCCAAGCUUUACCUGGCACAGGUUUUAGCAAUCUGCCUCGCAUAUUUCAACAGUUGCCUCAACCCUCUGCUGUACGUGUGUCUGGGCCGAGGCUUCAAAGACAGCAUGAACCGCUCCCUUCGCAACAUACUGCACUUCAUCAGCGAGGACACACAGGCAGGCAGGAACAGCAUUGCUACAACUGAUACCAAAAGCUCGAGCUCGGGAAAGGAAAUUACUCGAAUCUGAUGGUGUAUUAACUUUGUUAUAGUCUCACAGUAGUCCUGCAGUUUAAAGUUCAGAUUCUCAGAACUAAAGCUUUAGAGUUUGGAGUUCGGUCUUUACGGACACAUCAUAUGCUGUUAUGAAGCGCUUUGUGGUGAGAAUUUUGCUUAGUGACACAAAAAUGAGGAAGCUAAUUUGCAAACUGUGUUUUUUUUUGUUCCUCAAUGACAGUUCUGAUCUGCAGCUCUGACCACUAGAGGGAGCCACAUGCAAACAGUGCUGGGCCUCUUAACUGGCAGUCAUUGUUUCAGUGUUAAAGUCUCACUGAGCCCAAUAACAAUAGAUACAGGUCACAGAAGAGAUUAAACAGAUUUAAACUGAGAUUAUAUGAGCUCUAGUCAGUUUAUACAAUGAAUGCAUGUUUUUAAACAAUCCUGCUGUAAAUGUAUGAUUAUUUUUUUACCUGUUUAAAGAAUAAUAAUA
Messenger RNA from Solea senegalensis (Senegalese sole), 1593 nucleotides. It is a transcript of the gene c5ar1, whose product is annotated as C5a anaphylatoxin chemotactic receptor 1. The transcript is spliced from 2 exons. The record is from RefSeq and is a predicted model, not a curated record. Bases 88 to 1134 code for a protein of 348 amino acids. NCBI's taxonomy places the organism in Eukaryota, Metazoa, Chordata, Actinopteri, Pleuronectiformes, Soleidae. Gene Ontology annotation, cellular component: plasma membrane. Gene Ontology annotation, molecular function: G protein-coupled receptor activity; complement receptor activity. Gene Ontology annotation, biological process: phospholipase C-activating G protein-coupled receptor signaling pathway; positive regulation of cytosolic calcium ion concentration; complement receptor mediated signaling pathway.